GAAUGAAGCGUCAGCCCACCCAUUGGGAAGAGAAAAAUAAACUUCAGUUUCAGAGAAUUUGUGUUUGAAGCAGGGUCGUACAAUGUCCGCAGAAUUUAAAGUUAUGGAUUUGGUGUGGUCCAAAAUGAAGAGAUUUACACCCUGGCCAUCCUGUAUUGUUCAACCCUCCACAAGCACCCCGAGACCAACUAAAAGAGGGUGUAAAUGGGUGUAUUUCUUCGGCUCUAACAACUAUGGAUGGAUCGAAAAUGCCAAUAUCAAGCCCUAUGCUGACUAUAAGGAAAAGUUCACCUCAUUGUGUAGCAGUGUGCUUUUCAAGAAGGCCGUUGUUGAAAUUGAGGCAUAUAUUGCUAACUUGGAGAAAGAUCCAAAUUACCAACUGGAACUACCUGAAGAACAAGGGACACCAAUGCGAAAGUCAAGAGAUGAUUCUGAGGAGAAAUUCAAUAAGCUGGUGACAGCAGCCACUAAGAAAACUCCAAAAAAGCCUGCCCCUGUGAAAAGACAGAAUUCCGAUUCUUCAAGUAGCAAAGUAUCUUCAUACUCCAAGAGAGCCAGACAGUCAUCACCAAGAACCGAGGAGAAUGGCAUUAGUAAUGUUGGAAUCGAAUUAUUGAACGUACCCCCAGCAGUCGAUCUUCCUGAAUCUCCCACUCUGGAUCUCAGCACUAACCAAGAAUUAUUGAAGACAAAGAACAUCUUGACAUCGAAUUUGACAUUUGGUUUCAUAGGGCUCGGAGUGAUUGGAGCUGGAGUCGUGAAAAACCUCGUCAGCUCAACGCACAGAGUCAAUCUGUAUAGCAGAUCACUGAAAAAGUGUGAAGAACUCAAAGAAUGGGCGGACAGAAUCAAGGUAGGUUUAGUGAAAACCUACAUUACACCAUGCGAUGUAAUGCGGAACUCCGACAUCAUAUUCAGUUGUGUGACAGACCCUCGAUCUGCAAGAGAAAACGUGAUCGGCAACUGCGGCGUCUUGGGUCGCGACGACGACUCUCUCGAAGGCAAAGGGUACGUCGAGAUGACGGGCAUCGACCCGCAGACGUCCAAGGACAUCUGCGAGAUCAUCAAGAGCAAGGGCGGGCGGUAUCUCGAGGCGCAAGUGCAAGGUAGCAAAGCUGAGGCGAACGAGGGCAGCCUCGUCGUCCUGACGGCCGGCGACAAGACCCUCUUCAUUGAUUGCCAAUCCUGCUUCAAGGCCAUGGGAAAGACGGCCUUCUUCCUCGGCGACGUCGGCUACGCCACCAAGACCAACUUGAUACUGCAGCUGAUAAAGGGCAUAGCCCUGGUUGGACUAGCUGAAGGUUUGGCUAUGGCCGACCGCUGCGGCAUCAGCUCCCGCGACGUUCUCAACAUCUUCAACCUGACCGGCCUCUCCUGCAACUAUCUCAGCUCCAAGGCCGACCUGAUGGUCCACAAGAACUUCAAGCAGGUGCAGCAGGCCGUCGAGCACAUGCAGAAGGACAUGAAGCUGGCGCUGGACCUGGCCGAUCAGCUCAAGCAGCCUUUGUCGAUGACGUCGGCUGCUAAUGAGGUUUUAAAACAUACGAGGCGGUCGGGGUACGACGGGCAGGACGCGUCUUGUAUAUACAUGAGGACGAGGCAUUAGGAGAGAGUGAGGGUGUCUCUAAAAUAUCUCUACCAAAUGAUAUCACGGAUUGGGAUUCCUGAGACCAAAAUAAGACGAUUGAAACACGAAAAUGCUUCGUUCAGUCGCUGAAAGGCUUUGAAGUAAUUAUUUUGA
Molecule: messenger RNA, 1741 nt
Organism: Phaedon cochleariae (mustard beetle)
Lineage: Eukaryota; Metazoa; Arthropoda; Insecta; Coleoptera; Chrysomelidae
Source: the annotation of a GenBank genome assembly